This is a messenger RNA of Selaginella moellendorffii, 2031 nucleotides long. RefSeq names its product pentatricopeptide repeat-containing protein At4g02750. NCBI's taxonomy places the organism in Eukaryota, Viridiplantae, Streptophyta, Lycopodiopsida, Selaginellales, Selaginellaceae. The record is from RefSeq and is a predicted model, not a curated record. Gene Ontology annotation, biological process: RNA modification. Gene Ontology annotation, molecular function: protein binding; RNA binding. Bases 1 to 2031 code for a protein of 676 amino acids. The transcript has a single exon.
AUGAAGAUCUUGAGGGAAGAGCUGCAUCGAUCAAUCCUGGAGCUAGAGAGAUACCCGAUACAAUCACGAUUCACUGUUUUGAUCCGUCACUGUGGCAAAUCCUUGGCUCUGGAAGAAGGCCGUCGCUUGCACAGGAUUCUUGCGAGAGAUGGCGCAGACCAAGAAACUUUCAUGGGCAAUCUGCUCGUCCAAAUGUAUGGCCAGUGCAGGGACCUCGCUCAAUGCAAGCAAGCAUUCGAGAAGAUCAGGAAGAGGAAUCUUUACUCUUGGAACAUAAUGGUCGCGGCAUAUGCCCAAAACGGGCAUCUUGAUCUCGCUGCGCGGCUCUUCGGGCUGAUACCAGAGACGAACUUGGUGUUGUGGAACGCAAUGAUAUCUGGGUAUGCGCAAAACAAGUCGAUAGAUAUAGCGAAGGAUCUCUUUGAAAAAAUGCCCGAGAGGGAUGUUGCGUCUUGGAACUCGAUGAUUUCGGCAUUUGCUCUACAUGGGGAAUGUAGCAACGCAGUGGCGCUUUUGCUGGAAAUGGACCUGGAAGGGAUCCAUUGCAACAGGAUCACACUCUUGAGCAUUUUAGACGCUGUCGAUCGCAUCCAUUUGAAGUUCCUCCACGCGGAGAUUUGCAGCCGAGGACUUGACACCGAGGUGGCGAUGGGUACGGCACUGAUCAAAACGUACGGGAGGAUGGAAUCUCCGGAUCUAGCGCGCAGUGCGUUUGAUAGAAUCUUGGAGCGUAAUAUCGUCAGCUGGAACACUCUCGUUGAGGCUUGUUUUUCGGAUGAGAUACUCCGUCGGAUGCCUCUAUGGGAUCUUGUGUCGUGGACUUUGGCGUUAACGGCAUAUGCCCGUGAUGGGAAUUUGCUGGAUGCCAUUCGCAUCUUCAUGGGCAUGCCCGAGAGAAGCAGCGUGACGUGGAAUGCCAUGCUGGCGGGCUGCGUCCAGCAUGGAGCUUUGGGCGAGGCCGAUUGGCUGUUUGAGGUGAUGCCCGCUAGGAAUGUGGUGACGUGGACGACGAUGAUCUUUGGAGGGGAUCACAGGAGGUCUUUGAGCUUGUUUCGAGCCAUGGAUUUGGAGGGUCUUCAGCCAAAUAGGAUCACGUUUUUGAGCCUCAUCGAUGGAUUUGGAUCGCCGCAAGCUUUGGACGCGUCGCGAAUCGUCCACAAAUGUGCCGCGUACGAGAGUCUCGAUCUGGAUCACGAGGUUUUGUCCAGUCUCGUCAAAAUGUACGCUAGAUGUGAGAGUCUAGUCGAUGCGAAACUCUUGUUCCAGAAUGAGAUGAAUCGAUCAAGUUUGGUGUACAACUCCAUGCUCUGUGCUCUCUCGGGAGAAGAAGAAGAAGCGCUAGUGUUCUUGCGAGAAAUGGACUUGGAGGGCGUCAAAGUGGAGAAAUCUUCUCUCAUCGACACACUUGAGAGCUGCAAAUCCAUAGCCCAAGGCAAAAUCCUUCACAGCAGCAUUCCCAGCGAGCUUCUCCGAUCGGACACGGCCCUGGGAACUUCCGUGCUCUACAUGUACGGCCGACACGGGGACGUGAUCACCGCCCGUACAAUCUUCGAGGAACUCCACGAACGAAACCUGGUCGCCUGGACAGCGCUAAUCUCAACUUACGCACAAAACGGACGUGGAAACACGGCCCUGGAGCUCUUUCGUCUCGUGGGAUUGGAUGGAAUCCUCCCGGACACCGUCACCUUUGCAAAAAUUCUCAUCGCAUGCAGCCAUGCAGGGCUCGUCACCCACGGCUGCCAAUUUUUCAGCUCGUUCAUGGGGGAUUACAACCUGGUUCCAUCGCUGGAUCACUACAAUUGCCUCAUCGAUCUCUUGUGUCGAAAUGGGCGUUUGUUUGAUGCCCAAGAAGUGGCCGCAAACAUGCCAUUCGAGCCAAACCUCGUGUCGUGGGUGACUUUGCUGGGCGGCUGCUCGAUCCACAGCGAUCCAGAGCGAGCAUUUGGAGCAGCCCAGCGAGCGAACGGAGUCGACAGUCGCAGCACCGCUCCCUAUUCCUUGCUCUCCAACCUUGUAAAAUCCCUGAAAUGA